AUGGUCAGGUUUUACUUGAUUAUAUUAGCUGUAGCUCUGUGUAGAGCUUCAGCUCAAAAAUUGUUUCCGGACAAUUUCAAAUUUGGAGCAGCUACUGCCGCCUAUCAAAUUGAAGGAGCUUGGGAUGAAGAUGGAAAAGGAAUAAAUAUUUGGGAUACCUUCACACAUACAGCAGGCAAAAUUAGAGACAAUUCCACUGGAGACGUCGCUUCUGACUCUUAUCACAAAUACAAAGAAGAUGUUGCUAUUCUCAAGGACUUGGGUGUCAAGUUAUACAGAUUCUCCAUUUCGUGGUCGAGAAUUAUGCCUGAUGGUCGUCCAUACAGCAUCAAUCAAGCUGAUAUCGAUUACUAUGUCAAUUUGGUUAAGGAACUGAUCGAAAACGAUAUCGAACCAUUUGUCACUUUGUACCAUUGGGACUUGCCCCAAUAUCUUGAAGACCUUGGUGGUUGGUUGAACCCCAGAAUUGCUGAUUAUUUUGGAGAUUACGCUAGGGUCGUUUACACAGCUCUGGGACCUUAUGUCAAUUAUUGGGUUACCAUCAAUGAACCAAGUACUACUUGCGUCCUUGGUUAUGGCCAGGGUAUCCUAGCCCCAGGCAAAACUCUCAUCGGCGACGGAGUCUACCUUUGCGCCCAAAACAGUUUGAAAGCUCACGCUAAGGCCUACAGAAUCUACGAAACCGAAUUUAAACCUCUUACCUAUUUUGUCGUGUUUGGGUUUUUGUAUUAA
Ceutorhynchus assimilis (cabbage seed weevil) is the source of this 732-nucleotide messenger RNA. The record is from the annotation of a GenBank genome assembly. Lineage: Eukaryota; Metazoa; Arthropoda; Insecta; Coleoptera; Curculionidae.